CCCCCGGCCAUGGCACCCCGCGGGUCGCUGCUGCUGCUGGCGCUGCUGCUGCUGAGCUGCGCCCUGCCCCGCGCCCGCGGCCAGCACUGGUCCCACGGCUGGUACCCGGGGGGCAAGCGGGACCUGCGGACCCCCGCCAACCUCCAGGUCCCGUCCCCUCUCGGGCGCUGCCGUCCCCUCCCGUGUCCCCUCCGGCGGGAGGAGCCGCUGCCGCCGCCCGCUCUGCGCCCCUGA
Molecule: messenger RNA, 234 nt
Organism: Lonchura striata (white-rumped munia)
Lineage: Eukaryota; Metazoa; Chordata; Aves; Passeriformes; Estrildidae
Source: RefSeq, a predicted model, not a curated record